GUAAGAAUUUCUAGUUGAAUAAACGCGAUGUGACUGUCAUGCCAGGGCCUUGAAUUUGAAGAACAGCGAACAGAUUGAUUCUCACAUCUCGCUGAUGCUGCAACAUUACUACGAGAAGACAGUUUUGACUGACAACUGUGAGAGAAUUUGUUUGGGAUUACAACACCAAACACAUAAUGAUGAGAUACUUGGUAAACAGGAUGGAAAACAGAGAGAAGUGAAAACAUCCAUCUUCCUGUUCUGUCUAUUGCACACUUAGUCAUGAGAUCACAGCGCGCACACACACAUAUUGUGUCAACAUUAUGUUUUCAUCAGAACGGAUUUGUCAGUGUUCUCCUCUAUCACGCUAAUUAAUCUCGACAGCCGUCAUCAUGGAGAACAAGGAAAACUGCCACCCAGGGUUAUCGUUACACCAGCCAGACGAUAUCAUUUGGCGGAUAGGGGGUCAGUCAGCCUCUCUCCCCUGUAACAUCGUAUAUGAUACCAAUAGGAACAUUGAUUUCCUCUGGUUCGUCUUCAAGCAGGACGCUCACCACUCGGUCGAUCUGAUGACCCAGCAACACAAAUACAGCCUGGAGAGAAACAGCCUAAAUAUCAACUCACUCCAGGCCAAUGACAGCGGGGUGUACCACUGUGCUGCCUUGUUUAGAGACGUGGUAUGCAGCGGGGCACAGGAGAUAGGGCAGGGCACCACGCUGGUGGUGAGAGAGAGGGGCAUGCAGAUGGCCUGGCAUGUUUUGCUGUUUGUCCUGUUAGCCUUGUACAGUCUGGCAAUACUGAUUCUGAUCAUUCGUAAGAAGACUGGGAAAGACAUUGCCGUUUGCAGAGGCACACAGAAGAGUGACAUCCAGAAGAAUAAAGUUCGAGUACAGUUUGGUGCUGUUGUGCAAGAGCUGUACGGUAAGAGGAACUUACGAAGUAACAAGAAAAACCCCAACCACAGUGGCCCUGCUCAAAACAAGGUUGAAAGCCCCCACUCCAACCAUCCAGAGGACAUUUACCAAAACCAGUGACUCAACAAAAAGGAGAACCACUAAUGACAGCUACUUCCCUACACAGACUGAUCUUCAGGCGGGAGACUAUAAACGAAGGACACUGCUGACCUGCAAAACGACUAACCAAAAUCUAAAACUGACCCUUAGCUUAACCAAAGAGAGUAACCAGACAAAAACAAUCUCGAUUUAUUGAUAAACUUCAAAUUAAUCAGAAAGAAAAACAGAAGUCCCUCUACUGAAUCUGAAGUUCACCAAUUUGAAUAUCACAUUUUUUUGUCCAUGUUUCAGUUUCAAAAGUCAACGUAAAUAACACGUGCAAGUUAUUUGAAUGAAGGCUUAUUGUUUUUAAUGGAAACAGUGUAAAAGGACACGUAGGAAACAUUCCCCGACAAAUGAAUGCAAAUCAUUUGAAUGAAAAGUAAUAGCAUAUUUGUUUGGUAUUAACUAUUUAGACAAAGGCACAACAUCACAAUGGUUCAGGUCCCAUGAUAACAGUAUGUAGUAUACACAAUGUCAAAGAAAAUAUCUGUUUUACAUUCAAUUUGUUUGGAGAACAAAGUCUGAAAACUAAUAAACUAUGUGAAAGUAAUCUGA
Oncorhynchus kisutch (coho salmon) is the source of this 1589-nucleotide messenger RNA. Its product is annotated as immunoglobulin superfamily member 6. The transcript is spliced from 6 exons. Bases 372 to 1013 code for a protein of 213 amino acids. The record is from RefSeq and is a predicted model, not a curated record. Lineage: Eukaryota; Metazoa; Chordata; Actinopteri; Salmoniformes; Salmonidae.